UGCUGGUCCCACAGUGUGACUCUGGGUCCCUGUACCGCCUCCCAUUGCUGCCACUCUGCCAUGUGCCACUUUGAGGUCUCCUCACACUCCUGCUGGUUUCCAUUUUGUCAUAGGUUGCUGGCAGAUUACAGGCCUCCCAUAGGUGCCGCCAGGCCCCAAAUGGGCCAUGGGCCCCCGGACCGCCUGGUCACGCUGCUGCUGAGCCCACAGUGUGACCUGGGUCCCUGUACCGCCUCCCAUUGCUCCCACUCUGCCAUGUGCCACUUGGAGGUCUCCUCACACUCCUGCUGGUUUCCUUUUUGUCAUAGGUUGCUGUAUGGCCUCCCAUUGCUGCUGCCUCCACCGCCACACUGUGGCUCCAAACACUGGUUUUGGCCCCGUGACUGGCCAAAUGAGUGA
Staurois parvus is the source of this 399-nucleotide messenger RNA. The record is from the annotation of a GenBank genome assembly. Lineage: Eukaryota; Metazoa; Chordata; Amphibia; Anura; Ranidae.